AUGCCAAGAACAUUGGGAAGAAACCUCCAAAUGUGCUUCCCCAAGAUCAUCUAUCCACCACCCCCUCAAAAAUCCAUCAAAAAAUUAAACCCUCAAGAAAAAACCAACCCUAACCCUAGCACUCUCUCCUCAAUCCUCAUCAAGAACUUCAACUCCCUCUACCAAUCCGAAGACUCCGACACUACCCCACCCGACUUCGCCGCCGUCUACGCCUCCCAACGCUUCUUCUUCUCCUCCCCGGGCCACUCCAACUCCAUCAUCGACUCCGCCACAUCAUCAUUAUCACUAUCACCAUCAUCAUCAUCAUCGUCGACGAACACUUGUUCGUCGACUAGGGCUGACAAUGUGGUGGUCGAUGGCUGCGUGGCUACACCGACAUUGUCGCCCGACCCUUACGUGGACUUCCGGCGGUCCAUGCAGGAGAUGGUGGAGGCGCGUGAGCUGGGGGACGUUAGGGCUAAUUGGGAGGACUUGCACGAGCUUCUCACGUGCUAUCUUUCGCUAAACCCUAGGAGCAUGCACAAGUUUAUUGUAGGGGCAUUUGCUGACCUGCUCGUCAGUCUCUUGAAUCCGGCCGGCCCCGGUCGGGAUUAG
This is a messenger RNA of Daucus carota subsp. sativus, 594 nucleotides long. Its product is annotated as transcription repressor OFP12. Lineage: Eukaryota; Viridiplantae; Streptophyta; Magnoliopsida; Apiales; Apiaceae. The record is from RefSeq and is a predicted model, not a curated record. Gene Ontology annotation, biological process: negative regulation of DNA-templated transcription. The coding region runs from base 1 to 594 and encodes 197 amino acids. The transcript has a single exon.